CGAUUUCCUUGAAGCGGAGAGGAAAAGAGCAUGACUGCAUGUAUAUAGAAACAUUCGCAGUAUGUACCGCGCACUGAAGUGGAGCAUUUUCCCUCGUGUCACAAGUGUCAUGUAAUCAUACAGGCUUUAUCGUGAAGUUUGGACAAUUUUAAUAAUGUUUGUUCAUUGCUGUCAUUCAUAAACCACUUGUGCAGGACCUCUCUUCCACAGUGACAAUUAGGUUUUCUUUUAUAGUUAUGUUGCCUUUAGGAUUAUCAUCUCGCUGUUGAUUAUCCCUGCACUUGUCAUGUCAACGUUUUCUCAAGUUGCACUAACUUUCAUUACUGUUUUGGUGUCUGGAUUUCUCUUGCUUUUGGUUUGCAAGAAAGCAAGUUUGAAAGACGAUGCUAAAGAAGAUGUAGAAAUCGUUGAAGUAAUGCGCUCUUUAAAAACUUUUCAAAAUGAUGAAUAUGUGCUGCAAAGAAAAAGAGAAAGAGCAGCAGAAAACAUUUUGCUGUCCAGACUGGCAUGGCUCCCUAAAAACUUCACAGUGCCAAAUAUCUUUCUUCAACCCAACAAGCAAUCUGUCGUUAUGCAGGAUAUAAAGAAAGAUAAUCGAACACUCGUGUUUGUUCAUCAUCCACGAACAGCUGGAAAUCACGUGAUCAUGUGUCUGAACAACUUAUCUUACGCCAAAAAUAUGGCCAUGUCCCCGUUAAUGAAUUCGAAAAACAGGUUACUUUGGGACACGGGAAAUCCAAAUACAGUUUCAUUCCAAAACAGAAUAGACAUUCACAGAGGAACAUUUGCAUUUGGACUUUGCGAAAAAUUGCAACGUAAAUGUCGCUACUUUACUUUCUUUCGUGAUCCAUUUGAAAGUAUGGUUUCCUUGUAUAAUCACUGUUUAAAAAGUGGUACACAUGAAUUUUGCUUACAGGUUAAAUCUAAAUCACUUUGUCUUCGGGAUUGGAUUAUUGAGAAUGGGGGAUUGCUUUUGAACCAGUUUCUGUAUUCGUCUCAUCUUUGCUUCAGUCAUCAUUCAAAUUCUUCUGCAGAUGCUUCUAAAUACCCCUGUUGGCAUCGACAGAAUUUGGAAAAUGAUAAAUUAUCUGAUAACGAAAAAGGCCACGUUGCUAAUUAUAUAGCCCGUAAUCUUCGGCAAUGGUUCUCUGUAAUUGGAUUAUUCGAAAGAUUUGAGGAAUCUUUGUCAAUGUUUGAUUUUGCUCUUGGAGGACCUUUCAGACAAUGUUCAUCCAAGAGAAAAGUAAACUCCACGUUUGAAGAGGAAAUUCAAAAGACAAAUAAAGCUCAUUUAUUAUCUGAAGAUGACAGACAAAUUGAUUACAACGAAGAAUACGAAGAUGAGAUGGAUAUACUGAGAGAUGAUUUUUAUGUACAAAGAGCUCUUUCGCCCGCUUACACAAUUUAUGCGGAAGCUAAACGGAUAUUCAAGUUUCAAAGACAAAUAUUAUACAAUAAAUUAAACAAUGUUUAAUUUUA
Messenger RNA from Saccostrea echinata, 1479 nucleotides. Its product is annotated as methyltransferase N6AMT1-like. Bases 287 to 1474 code for a protein of 395 amino acids. NCBI's taxonomy places the organism in Eukaryota, Metazoa, Mollusca, Bivalvia, Ostreida, Ostreidae. Gene Ontology annotation, biological process: methylation. Gene Ontology annotation, molecular function: nucleic acid binding; S-adenosylmethionine-dependent methyltransferase activity; protein methyltransferase activity. Gene Ontology annotation, cellular component: membrane; eRF1 methyltransferase complex. The transcript has 2 exons. The record is from RefSeq and is a predicted model, not a curated record.